CCAGUCAAACGCCAUAGCCCAGCACUGUAACAAAGUAGUUUGUCUCGCGACGGUCAUUGUGCAACCAGUGGAAUAGAAGGAGAACUCGGAGUGUUUGCGGUUACCAGCCUAAACAGUCCCGAGGAGACGAUUUUGGAUGGUGUUUUGUGAGCGUUCAAAGGGAAUGAGAGUAAACGAGGGAAGCACGCUUUGAGCACUGAAGCGUUCGAGUGGCCAGUGCCAUGAAACUGAAUCCACAGCAAGCCCCGUUAUAUGGCGAGUGUCUGUUGACUGUCCAGCUCUGUGAGGAAGAGUGUGUCGAGGAUGAGGAGGAUGUAGAGUUUUACCUACUCUUCGCCGGCUCCACCCAGAGGCACAUUUCCAGCACUUUGAAAGUCAGCCAUGUCACGCUGCAAGCCGUGUGCCCAGCUCAUGAUCAGAGUGAAACAGUGCGGGUCACGCUGUGCCAGGCCCGGCCGGGGGGCUCAGUGGACCCUGUUGCCGAGGAACGCUUCCAGUUCGUGCAGGACCUUGCCCUGGACAUGGCCCAGUUCCUAGUGAACACGGUUGGGAAGAAAGAGGGAGCGUUACUUCUGGACGAGUGUCAGAUCCCCCUGAAGGAGUGUGAGAGGUUGGAUGAUGCCCUGGCUCUUGCUCUUAGACAUCUGCCUCUGCCGGCGGGCUGGAGCGUCCUGGGCACAGACUGGGACACGGGCACUUACACAGGCUUGAGAAUUGCUGAACCUGGACCACAAGACACACUUUUGCACUUUGCGGCAAAGCGCGGGCUACGCAAGGUAGCACUGUUUCUCCUCCAACCUGGAGGAAGAGAGGCCCUCCGACUUCCCAACAAACAGGGUCGUACGCCAGCCAGGGUCGCCCAAAAGAAAGGCCACACGCAGCUCCAGAAACUGCUGACGGAGGUUGACAAGCUGCCCGAGUUGGAGACGAAAACAUCCAAGUGGCAUUACCCAGAAGGCAGAGUUCUGCGACACCACCCCAAGCUAAACACUUACACCCUGACGCUAGAGGAUGUGCCAGGGAGUCCUCCACCGAGCCUUCAGUGUGAUGUGGAGGAGCUCCAAUCCCUCAUUCAGUCACAUCAGAAGGAAGAUCCUCCGCCGCAGCAUAAGCCAGCGCUGCUGAUUCUUAACCGAAACUUCAGCGAUAGAUCAGAGCCUGUUGACUUCCUACCGACCAAUUUACUGGAGCCUGAGCAUCAGGAACCCAACUCUGAACAGGAAGAAACCUGCAAAUCGAACAGCUCUGCCGUUGAGGAUGGACUGUGUAUUCGUCAAAACGGCACAGAUCAUCAUGUCCAAUCGCAGGACUGGGAGGUUGCGCUUGACCCGCCAGCUGUAGAGGAUACUGGGAAGGCGUCAGAUAAGGUUGACUGUUCGCAGCAGCGGAUAGAAGGCGAUUCUGUGACUUUCAGUGCCCCUUCCUGUGGAAACCAGCAGGAGGAAGUUGAUAUAGAACUCUGUGUAAUCAGUGCCAAACAGGGGGCUGCUUCACAGCCUGAUAAAGGCAACCAAGAAGAGCAGGAGGCUUGCCAGAGGAGUUUACAGACUGAAAAAGACAAUAACGCUCAAUCUGGCAACAUUGAGUACCAAGACAUGGGCCACGCACAAUCUCAGGGUCUCCUCCCCACGGAAACUAGUCAGCCUUCACAAAGAGAGGAGGAGAGCAAGGGGAGUGCUGAUCUUAGUUGGCGAAGGGACUUACCAGAGGAAAGGGAAGGGGAGAAGAGUAGCAACUCUAAAGCACUUUCUUCCCAUGAUUCAGAGGAAAACGGUCAGCACGACGAAAAGUUUGAGUCCAAGCUGCCUAUGGACUGCUCGUUGGGAAUAGAUGAUGCUAAAUUGACUUUAAUUCAGGUAAAUUCUGCGGUAACAUCAUCCGUACGAAAUAAUGAAACUCUUAUAUCUGACAGUGUUGACAAGCCACAUGGUAGCCUAGAGACAGAGACAGGAAAUCUUAGCGAGCGCACAAAAGGCAACACUGAGUCAGCUUCUGGUUUGGUUACAGAUGACGUUAGCAUAAAGCAGAACUCUGGAUUUAGCAUUUCAGAAGGUGAUCCUUUGGAAUUGUUAAGUCUCCAGCCAAACAUGGCACCAGGACCGGAGGAUAAGGUUCGACAAGGCCUCUCACCCGUUCCUGAGACUUCUCCUCCUGAAGGUCCAGCUGUGGAGCCCUUGUCUGAGACUACAGAAGGUUUUCAACAGCCAAACCAAGUCACACAACCUUCAGAAACUGCAUUAGAAUGUCAGGAGAUUUUGAAUGACUCAGACUGUGACAUCAGUGCAAUAGCAGGGCUUUCUGUUGAGAUCACUGCGGAGGACUCAUGUUGCCAGAUUGCCGGGUCUCUGCCUGAUGGAAGCAAGGAGGAGGUAGCUCCUAAUGAUAUGAUAAACCACCCUAAGGAGAUCUUUGAAGAGCAGGAGUCAAUUGAUGACAUCAUUGUCUCCAAGUUGGAUGACAAAUCAAAAUCUUCUGAUGAAUCUUCUCUGCCUGUUGACUCUGAAGCCUUUAUCGUAAGUGAUUUACAACAGGAUGCUUCUACGAUACUGUCUUCUGAACACUGUGGAGUUGAUAUAAGCAUAGGAACUUCUUUCGGAGGAGAAGAGGCAUCUGAAACAUUUGUUCAGUCAGACUCUACAUCCAGACAGGCUGAGCAGAUUCCUGAGGAAGAUUCUGGAGAUACCACAAAUGAAAAUCUAAUUUGUGAGCCAGGGGAACAAUCGGUUCUAGUGUCCACUUUGCAAGGUGAACCGGGAUUUAAGGAUGUUGCUCCAGAUGACUCUCUACAGGAAAGGGAAAUUGACUCCACUUCGCGGGACACAAUCAACAAGCUCCUUGAUCUGCCGGAAAUCACUAACAAUGAUUGUCCUGAAUCCAAUGCACAGUUCCAGCUCCCAGAAUCCUCCAAAGAGAGUGCCAACACACCAUCAGAACCUACUGCUGAAUGUGCGAAUGUCCUUGACCCGUCUUGUGCCUCACCUCUAACAGAAAGCCAAGGCAGCAGACCUCCUGAGAUCCCCUUCACUGAUGGAGUUCAGAUCUCUGCUGUAAUUCCUGAUGGGGAUGAAUGUGUUGAGAUGGCUCCCGAUAUGUGCGAGACGACUGUCGCGGGGGACAGCACAUGCUCUCCCAUGGACACCAGCAGUGGUUCAGCUCUGAAGAGCUCCUCCAUGUCUGACCCACUCAGUGCCUCAUCCUCAACAGCUGAGCUCACUUCCCCUUUGGAUAUUAAUAGUGGAUCACACCAGGGUUUGGAACACACUUCCCCAGUGGAUAUAGACAAUGGUUUGUCUUCAGAAACACCUGAGAGCCUGAAUGGAUUACAUCAAGAUCCUCCUGACUGUUCGAUGGAUCACAGUGAAACUCUUCAGCAGUGUGCAGAGGAACCACAUGUCGACCAAAUGACGGAUGACAGCGCUUUAGCAGAGGAUGAGGUGGACGGACACCAAGACUCCUCGGGAGACAUAGCGAAUUCCGAAGUGAUCCAUAGAGCCACAGAGACGUUUUAUUCAGUUGAUGCCAGUCAAGAUGCUGGACUCCAGGAGAAGAAAUCCAUUUCAGUGAUUUCAGAAUUCUCACCUUCAGCCCCUUUACCCGAGACCACACAUCAGAAAGAGUCAGCGAGCACCAUGCCAGGGUCCGCCAGCGAUGACGACUCUUUGUUUAGCCAGGAUUUGAGCCAGGACAGUAUUUUUAAUAAUAAGGCUGAGGACAGCGUCACAGUUACCAGCGGUGUGUCUAUGUCCUACUCGUCCUCCACAGACGACACCUCCAGCCUCAGGACCCCUAGCGCCAUCUCUCAACCCAGCACAGAAGCUCCUACAUCAGACCCCUGUCAGGAAAAGCCCAAGUCUCCUGGAGCUUCAUCUGUUUCAGGAGAAAUGGAGGAGGAAGAGAAAAAGGACCACUUGACAGAGGUCCCGGAGCGGUCGGCCGUUAUACGUACCUCCGUACGAUCCCUGUCCCCUUUACGCAGGCACAGUUGGGGCCCAGGCAAAAAUUCAGCGGAGGAGACGGAGAUUAGUCAACGCAGUAGGGCACGUGGGGAAGUGGGACACAGGUCUGCGGGCCAUAGGAGAAGCAUGAGCUGGUGUCCUUCGGUUGUCCUGCACUCAGAAAAUGACGAAAUAAAUGAAAGAAGUUACAGCCUGGAAGGACUUGCAGCAGAGAAGGAAGGAAGGAAAAGCCUUAACCAGUGCAUAGGGGAGGCCAGCCAAGAACCAAACAGUCCGUCAAAGCUGGACAGAGAAGAAAGAGACUCACUUGUGUCCCUGACCGAAGAGGAACAGGAAUCAAACCUGGGAGACUUCUGCAGUUUGGACAGUCAGAGGUCCAUCCACUCUGGACGGAGAAGUGUCCCACAUUCACAAACCUUUCUCACCAAGUCUGUCUCCAUGUUGGCCAUCAGUCACAAAGACCUAGAUGCGAUCAGACGGCCACGACCCAAGCGACGAAUCUCCUUCUCCUUCAGCAUCUUGCCCAUGCUCCCCAAAUCUAAAACUCUCUUUUCUAUUGGCUCUUCAUCCAGUGAUGAGGAGGAAGCAGUCAGACUGUGCUCAUUCACAGGCACAUCAGGAUCUUUAGAGAACUGUAUAUCAGAGGAGGACCCGGGGCCAUUGCGGAGUGACAGUGAAGGCAAAGUUGGAGGAACGAAAGUGAGCAGGACAUUCAGUUACCUGAAGAACAAAAUGAGCAAGAAGAACAAGGAGAAGGACAAAGACAAGAAUAAGGAGCGCGAGCGAGAUGCCAAAGACAAGGAGAAGAGAACCUCAAAUGGGCAUCUCUUCACUGCGAUCAUGACAAUACCCACGAUCCCCUGCCACCAGUGCAACAAAUCCAUCAACACUAGAGAUGCUUUCCUCUGCACCAAUUGCAAUGCACAAGUCCACAAAGGCUGCAGAGAGAGUCUUCCUGUUUGUGCCAAGGUCAAAAUGAAGCAGCAAAAACAGCAGCAGACUGUUCCAGAUUCUGCCUCGAUGCCUGGUGUCACGCUUAGAAGUAAAACUCUCCCAGCACGGGAUCGUCCGUGGUCCACCUUCUCUGUUGCCGAAGAUCAACGCGCUCCUCUCGCCCCUCCCCGGAAAAGCCCCAGCAGUAUGAUGUCUUUCAACAGCAACCCGCUGUCCAAGAGCAUGUCCAUUAAUAACAUCGCAGGACAAAUAGAAGAACAUCCUCUAAAGAAGUUUCUGUCCCAGUCGACCGACUCUCUUCACAAGACCAGUAAAGUCAGCGAGUCCACAGAAUCUCUUACGGAUGAAGGUACAGAGAUGAUGGAUAGUCAUCUGAUGGGAGAAUUUGAAGCUGAUGCCAAAGAGCUGGAAGCAGAUUCUUGGAGCUUUACGGUGGACAAGAAACUCAUGAAACAGCUUAAAAAGGAUGUUAUUAAGAGGCAAGAUGUCAUUUACGAACUCAUCCAGACCGAAAUGCACCAUGUGAGGACCUUGAAGAUCAUGGCUGAUGUUUACAGUAAAGGACUACUGAGAGAGGUUCAACUGGAGGUCCACACUGUGGAGAAGAUGUUCCCCAUGUUAGAUGACGUUCUGGACUUGCACACACAGUUCUUCUCACAGCUGCUCGAAAGGAAGAAAGAGUCAGGGAGCCAGGAAGAAGGUGGCUUUGUCAUCCGAAAGAUUGGGGACGUGCUCAUCUCUCAGUUCUCAGGAUCCAGUGGCGAGAGAAUGAAGAAGGUCUAUGGGAAGUUCUGCAGCAGACACAAUGAAGCUGUGAACUUCUACAAGGAGUUUCUAACCAAAGACAAACGGUUUCAAGCUUUCAUCAAGAAAAAGAUGAGCAGCUCUGUUGUCCGACGGCUAGGCAUUCCUGAGUGUAUAUUGUUAGUCACACAACGGAUAACAAAGUAUCCCGUCUUACUACAGAGAAUACUGCAGCACACGAAAGAAAAUGAGGAAGACCAUGCAGAUGUAACCCAAGGUCUGAAGUUGGUGAAGGAGGUGAUUGCCGCCGUGGACAAUAAAGUAAACGAGCAUGAGAAGAAAAAGAGGCUAAGGGAAGUGUACAGCCGGACAGACAGCAAAUCCAUCAUGAGGAUGAAAAGCGGGCAGAUGUUUGCCAGAGAGGAUCUGUUACGUGGGCGGAAGUUAAUUCACGAUGGACCACUACAGCUCAAGAACACAGCAGGCAGACUCAAGGAUGUCCAGGCUCUGCUGCUGAGGGAUGUGAUUGUGUUCCUACAGGAGAAAGAUCAGAAGUACAUAUUCGCAUCCUUGGACCAGCGCUCCACUGUCAUCUCUCUGCAGAAACUCAUUGUGAGGGAAGUAGCCAAUGAGGAGAAAGGACUGUUCCUGAUCACGGCCGGCAUUGAGAAGCCUGAGAUGGUAGAAGUGUACGCCAGCUCUAAGGAGGAGAGGAACACAUGGAUGCAGCUCAUUCAGGAGGCCAUGCGGUCAAUACUUUCGAUUUCCUCCAGGGAGCGAGAUGAUGAUGAAGGUGUGCCUAGUGAAAACGAAGAGGACCGAAGACUUCAAGAAAUCAAAGUCAAGGAGUUGAGAGAUCAACUGCACAAGAGGGAUGAGCAGAUCUUGACUUUACUGGAGGAGAAAGUGAAGUUGUUCAGGGACAUGUGUGACUGUGGCGUACCAGACGAGACCAGCCUUCGCAGCAGAAUGCUCUUCAGGGCCACGCCCGAUGACAUCACCAAAGGGCAGCCAAUCAUGAAAGAGGCUCUAAAGGAAGUUGAGACAUUACAGGUUCUGGUAAACGACAGUCUAGGAGGAGCAGUGCAGGAUGGCGUAUGUGCGGCGGGGCCCGUGACUUUGCCACGACGGGCGGAAACCUUCGGAGGCUUUGAUAGUCACCAGAUGAACAUCUCAAAGAGUAAAGAUGGAGACAGAGAGGAGACGGAAGACUCCGCAGAGCUCCGCAGGACUGAGUCAGACAGCGUUCUGAAGAAGGCAAGCAACACAAACCCCCUGCUCCUACUCAAGAGGAACAACGAGCAGGUUCUUCAGAGCGUCUCUCAGCUCCAUGACCUGCUGAACACAUUACAGGCUGUUGUUAUCCAGCAAGACACCUUCAUCGAGGACCAGCGGCACGUCCUCAACGAACGCCCCCAGCCCUCUUUACGCUACCCUUCCAUCUCGUCCCUCAACUCCUCCUCUUCCUCCUCCUCUUCACGGCCCAGCUCGCUAAUCGAGCAGGAGAAACAGCGGAGCCUGGAGAAGCAGCGGCAAGAAGUCGCCAGCCUCCAAAAACAGCAGGCUGCCCACGCCGAGGAGAGGAGGCGCAGGGAAAGAGAGUGGGAAGCGCGGGAGCGGGACCUGGCCCAGAGGGAGUCGCAGCUGCAGACCCAAGAGGAAGAGGUGCAGAGAAGAUGGAAAGAGCUGGAAGAGGAGAAGCAAGACCUGCAGAAAAAAGAAGAGUAUCAGAGAGACCUGGCGCGGCUCAGGGACUGCCAGAAGAGACUGGAGAGAGAACGAGAGCAGGUUCAGAGAGAGACCGAGCUGAUGGGACAAACAGAGGUGAGGGUCAAGAACCGGACCCCUUCCACAACGUCUGAGGACUCCUCAAAGUUCCAGAGCACGGGGUCAUUGGACCGCGAGCCCUCAGAGGUGGAGCUCUCCUCGUCUCCAUCUACCAGAGACUUCCUGUCCCGCAUGGACUCCAAACGCAAAGGGAAGAACCUCAAUCCAUUCUCCUCCAAUUCAAGCCAGAAGGGCCAGAACAGCGAGGCGCAGAGCCAGAUCCCCAGCCGCCUGCUACAGCUGGCCAAACCCAAGGAGAAGAAGGACAAGAAGAAGAAGAAGGGGAAAGGGCAGCAGAGCCAGACUGCAGAUGCUCAGAGCGCUGUGGUUCCAAGCUCUAACCCGGACGGAGAGAUCUUUUUCUGCUGAUUCUGACCCCUCUUUAUCAGCCUCUAUCCCACAAUGCCUCCAAGCAGGGCUGCUGGGCUCUGGUUGUGGACUCACUCAUAAACCAGAGUUAGAAGCACACACCUGUGGUCUCGAAGGGUGUCAGGACAGAUAAACUGAUUGUUUCCUGUGACCUGAUUUUCAGCGGCCAGCAUUCUGCAUGGUCACAAGCAGGGGCCUGGAGCACGAGCCUGGGGAACAGUAAAUGUCCGAUAAACCCACUGUGGGCACUUCACACACAGACUUCCUGUGAAGAUCAAAAGAGAUUUAUAACAGCGAGUGGCAUCAUGCUGAGAGACAGCUGGCUUUCCAGUGACCUCAAAAGUCACUUUCUGAAGGACAUUUGACUAAUGAAGAUACUAGUGAGUGAACUCAAAGUGCAGUUGGCAAUGCAGUGAUUACGUUUCUAUAUAUUUCCAUCCUUUUUCUUUCAUCCCUGUCAUGUUACAAUGUGCCUCAACAAUAUAUUAGUCUUCUGGACCAGACUUGGUUUCUAUACAGUCCCAAAGUUGUAUUUCUUUUAAAAAGGUCACAAAAUACUUUUUAUGAAUAGAAGGGGAUGCUUUUUUAAAAACAUUUUAGUGAGCAGCACAGAAAUGGAAGUGCAAAAGAGUGUAAUUAAUUGUUUAAGAACUUUUCCAUCCCUUAAUGACUGAAAGAUAGAAUGAAAAUUCAUAAUUCACUUUGUUGUGAUUCUGAAGGCUUCACAAACCCCAUAGAAGUUUUUUUCUUCUUCUAAACCUCAAUGCAAUUUUAAUCCUUAGCACUUUAUAUGCACACGUAGAGUGGGGGAAAGAUGGCUGGCUUUAAAACGAGACAAUCGAUCAGCUCCACUUAACUGGUAAACGGCCUUUCUUGUACGUGCAAGGUUUUAUUUGAUCAUCUUUUACUGUACCAUAUGAAUGUUGUGUAAAAUUGUUCAACCAAACACAAGCUUUCACGUUAAGCUACCAAAAGAGCGGGUGUUUUGACGGCAGUAUUUUUGUCUUUUUAAAGUUAUUAAACACAAACUGAGAGAGAUUCGGCUUAAUGUAGGCUAACAAACUCAAGCUGUAUUAGUCCCAAAGUAUCGCAGUUCUGCGCUCAAGCCAGAAAUGUUGAUAUGACAGGCCAAUGUGGUGUAAGUAUGAAUAUACACUGUGUUUGUGUAUUAAACGCCUGGUUUUUCCCCUCUAAUCACUAGAUUUUAGCCAGUCAAAAGCCCUUGCCUGCUGGCCAGGCUAAACGUUCUGCUGAACAUAAGGAAAUAUUUUAAGAAAGGGGUUAAAAAGUGUUAAUUUAAGCUUACUGCUGUUUUUAUUUUCUUGCCAUUAAACUUCUACAUGCCUCUCGAGUACAUUAGUGAUUAAUGCCUCAUGAUUCAUUUAUCGAUCAGUUCCCUCUGACCUCUUGGGAUCUUAUUCAUACGUCCGAGAGAUUUUUAUUAUCCGUCAGCAUAUUCCCACAGCUGCUGACGCGGACAUUCUGCGUGCUGUUGUGUUAUGGAGCUAAACGGAGAACUGAAAUGCCUUAACCAAUAGAGGGCGGUGUGUCCGCUCUCGUUUCCUUUCUCCCUCCUGAAUCGCCACGAAACUUCUUUUGUCGGAUAAUUGACUAAUGAGAAAUCUGAUGCUCACGUUCUUUAACUAGCCUUAACUAUUCCCCAAAUCCUGCAGGGUUUUUCAGUUCCCUUUUAUCACCAAAUCUUCCUUCAGGGAAACAUAGAAUUCAAGUUGAAUUAUAACUAGCACAAUUAAAGCUAGUCGGAAGUAUUCUCGCUCAUUUGACUCAUAUUGACUGGUAUAAGAAAUGCACCAAAGAAGAAUCCAAAUCAUCCCGUUAAUUCAAAUUAAACAUAAGUCUGCACCAUGCAUUGGACGCUAUAUUUAAAAAUGUUCACAAUUUAUAUUGAUUGUUCUGCUGACACAUUUAAAAUGCAUGAAAAAGUCAAAUCCAGGUUUUGUUAGAAUUACACUGGGCUUAUAUCUCUCACAGCCUCGUUUUCAUUCAUGAAAAAUUAAACAUGGCGUCUACCAACAUCGAGGUCCGUGGUUUGCAAGAGGCACCAUAAUUUCUUGUAAAAUUUUGUGUACAAAAAAGGGGCAAAAUACCACAAAUACUGUAAAUAUCUGUAAUGUAAAAAAAAAAUAGCAAAAGCAUUAAUUAUGGAUUUUUUUGUGUGUGGGUGUGCUUUGAUUUAAAGCUUUUUAUAACUAGCUUUAUUUAUCGGCAUUCUCUGUGUUGGAGACGUGAAAAAUGUAAAAUGUAAAAGAAAGUAAUAAAUAACUAUUGUACAUCA
Messenger RNA from Carassius auratus (goldfish), 10146 nucleotides. Its product is annotated as A-kinase anchor protein 13-like. Gene Ontology annotation, cellular component: actin cytoskeleton; membrane. The record is from RefSeq and is a predicted model, not a curated record. Lineage: Eukaryota; Metazoa; Chordata; Actinopteri; Cypriniformes; Cyprinidae. Gene Ontology annotation, biological process: positive regulation of canonical NF-kappaB signal transduction; regulation of Rho protein signal transduction; adrenergic receptor signaling pathway. Gene Ontology annotation, molecular function: MAP kinase scaffold activity; guanyl-nucleotide exchange factor activity.